Molecule: messenger RNA, 1219 nt
Organism: Ilex paraguariensis (yerba mate)
Lineage: Eukaryota; Viridiplantae; Streptophyta; Magnoliopsida; Aquifoliales; Aquifoliaceae
Source: the annotation of a GenBank genome assembly
CCGUAAUUUCCCCAGACGCAGAUGGGUUGUCAAGACUCGGGACAAGCACAGACGACUACCUAGCUUCCCAUCUACGAAAGGUAGGAAAGGGAUAUCUCUCUCUCUCUCUCUGGUACAAAAUCCUCUGCGUAAAAUCAAACGCAGUCUCUCCCAUCGCCUGUCUCUCUCUCAGUAUACGUCUAUACCCCAUACCGUAUAUCUUCUUUGGUUCUCUACUUUCUAUCUGCUGUACAAGAAGAGCUAGGGUUUUGUGAGAGAGAGAUAUGGGGCAACAGUCGCUGAUCUACAGUUUCGCGGCGAGAGGAACGGUGAUCCUCGCGGAAUACACUGAAUUCACGGGGAAUUUCACGAGCAUAGCCUCGCAGUGUCUCCAAAAACUUCCGGCCACAAACAACAAGUUCACCUACAAUUGCGAUGGCCACACCUUCAACUACCUCGUCGAAAACGGAUUCAAUCAGAUUGGCUUCUUGUUUACCUUCCAUAAAGUUCUGCAGUUCUCAGACUAGAUUCUGGUGAUGUCCAGCAUAUUGUGUUGUUGCUGUUGAAUCUGCUGGCAGACAGCUUCCAAUGGCAUUUCUUGAGCGAAUUAAGGAGGAUUUCACUAAGAAAUAUGGUGGGGGCAAAGCUGCCACAGCUGUUGCUAAUAGCCUCAACAGAGAGUUUGGGCCCAAGCUGAAGGAGCAGAUGCAGUAUUGUGUGGAUCAUCCAGAGGAGAUCAGCAAGCUUGCAAAGGUGAAGGCGCAGGUUUCAGAAGUCAAAGGGGUGAUGAUGGAAAAUAUUGAGAAGGUUCUUGAUCGUGGAGAGAAGAUCGAGCUUCUAGUGGACAAAACAGAGAAUCUUCGGUCUCAGGCACAAGAUUUCAGGACACAAGGAACCCAGAUGAGGAGAAAGAUGUGGUUGAAGAACAUGAAGAUAAAGCUGAUAGUUCUGGGUAUUAUCAUUGCCUUGAUUCUUAUUAUAGUUUUAUCAGUUUGUGGUGGCUUCAAGUGUCACUAAUAUCAGUCCUCCAUCCGUCUGACUGGGCUGUGUAUUCGCAAGAAGUUGUGAUGCUUUUUGUUACAAUAGUUUGGUGUUUGUUCGCUGAUUUUUUUUUUUUUUUUGUUGACCCUUUUCUUUCUGCUGUAACCUUUAUUGUGAGACACUGCUUGUACAGUUUGUAUUCUCGAAUUCUUUCAAUAUACUAGUAGAAUAGUCUAGGUACUACGCUGAAGUUUGUCUU